AUGGCAUUGCGAGUGGCUGUUGCCCGUUUAAAAACAGUUGCUGGAGGACCGUCUUUAUUACGCAUAAACAAUACAUUUAGUCGUUCGAAACAUUUCAAUAGUGAGUCACCACUAGCUAAACAUGCUAGAAAACGUACCAGCACAGUACGUUUAAUAGGCGGUGGUGUGGCCAUUGGUGUCGUAGUUGGAGCAGCUUAUUCAUAUUUUUCGGAUUCAGAGAGAAAAUUGCCUGGUGCGAUAGUAAAUACUCCAACACAAAUACCAAUCUUGAAGACAUUACCCACUGAUCUGAAGGUCACCCGUAAAGUACGACACAAUAAUGAUGAGAUUGCCAAUAUUAUUUUAUUUCAGUAUCCAACUUGUCCAUUUUGUUGUAAGGUACGAGCAUUUCUUGAUUAUGUGAAGGUGCCAUAUGAUAUCAUUGAAGUAGACCCUAUUCUCAAACAGCAAAUAAGUUGGUCAGAUUAUAAAAAAGUUCCCAUUCUAUUAGUAAAAUCAAGUAAUGGCUACCAACCACUUACCGAUAGUACAAUGAUCGUAUCUGCUCUGGCUUCUUAUUUAAAAGAUAAAACAUUUACCAUUGAAGAUAUUGCAAAUUUUUAUCCAUCAAUGGUCUAUGUUGAUGUAGACGGAAAGAGAAAGACGGACAUCAUGAACAAAUAUUUUAUCAUGAAUGAAGACGAAUCUGAAAAAUCAAAACGUUUAAACUUUGAAAAUGAAAGGACAAUGGAGAAAAUGGUCUGA
Macrosiphum euphorbiae (potato aphid) is the source of this 744-nucleotide messenger RNA. NCBI's taxonomy places the organism in Eukaryota, Metazoa, Arthropoda, Insecta, Hemiptera, Aphididae. The record is from the annotation of a GenBank genome assembly.